Botrytis byssoidea is the source of this 1788-nucleotide messenger RNA. RefSeq lists its product as uncharacterized. The transcript is spliced from 6 exons. Gene Ontology annotation, biological process: transmembrane transport. The record is from RefSeq and is a predicted model, not a curated record. NCBI's taxonomy places the organism in Eukaryota, Fungi, Ascomycota, Leotiomycetes, Helotiales, Sclerotiniaceae. Gene Ontology annotation, molecular function: transmembrane transporter activity. The coding region runs from base 1 to 1788 and encodes 595 amino acids.
AUGGAUUCAGUCAACCCCGGCCCUGUUAUCGAUGACAAACCUUCAUCGUCUUUCAAUCAAUCACGCGGAGUUCUAGAACAGUCACAAAGUUUGAGCUCUCAACAUGAAGAUCUGAAUACUUCAAGCCAGCGAGGAGAUGAAGCCAUAAAUGCAUCUCUCGAGAGCCGACCCAAUGGCAUUUUUAUCAUAGAGCCCAAUCACCCGAGAAAUCGAGAUUCCUUCGAAGGCGACAUAGAAAGAUCUAUUGAAUUUUUCGACGACAAAGAACAUUUAGAUAGUAGUGCCGUCACAUCUUCCGCCAAUAGUGUAUAUGUUGUGAAGCAAGAGUUAGAACAGCCGCCUUAUCACAUCUUUUCUAUGGCAAAGAAAAGACAGCUUGUGUAUAUAGUAUCUCUUGCGGGCUUGUUCUCUCCCUUAUCAAGCAACAUCUAUUUUCCAGCCUUAAAGGAGAUUUCUACGGAUUUUAAUGUUUCUCUUUCACUUGUCAGUCUAACUGUAACGGUUUAUAUGAUUGUUCAAGGACUUGCUCCGUCAUUCUGGGGGCCAAUCAGUGACACAAAAGGAAGGAGAAUUACGUUUAUGGGUACAUUUAUCGUAUAUCUCGCUUCGAAUAUCGGUCUGGCUUUUAGUGAUAACUUCGCGACCCUCAUGGUCUUCCGCGCAAUACAAGCUGCCGGUAGUGCUGCAACGAUAGCUGUUGGUGCUGGAGUCAUUGGUGACAUCACAACUCCUAAAGAACGUGGAGGUCUCAUUGGUAUAUUUGGUGGUAUUAGAAUGCUAGGACAAUCCGUGGGCCCAGUCUUCGGAGGAAUCAUAACUCAGUAUCUGGGAUUCCGCGCAAUUUUCUGGUUCCUUUUUGGCUUGGGUGCACUAGCUCUUCUCUUAAUUGUCGUAGUUCUUCCAGAAACGCUUCAAAGUCUGGCUGGGAACGGUUCUAUCAUCCUUAAGGGAAUUCAUCGACCCUUGUACUAUGUACAGCCAUCCACGGAAUACCCCUCCCAAGAACUUCCCACAAAGAAGAAUGUUACAUUUUCCUCAGUCGUCGCUCCUCUCAAGUUCUUAAUCGAAAAGGAUGUCUUCGUUACACUUUUUUUCGGUGCUAUUAUCUACACCGUCUGGUCCAUGGUAACAUCCAGUACCACCGCCCUAUUCUCAGAGCACUUCGAUCUCACCAAUUUGGAACUCGGAUUGAUCUUCUUGCCAAAUGGCGCCGGUUGCAUCAGCGGUUCCUACCUCACAGGCUAUCUCAUGGACUACAACUACAAAGUCGUCGAAUCUCGUUACCGUAAACAACAAAACAUUCCGGCCGAUAUUCAUAUCAAGGCCAAUGAACUGCUGGAUUUUCCUAUCGAAGUCGCAAGAAUGAGGAACAUCUGGUGGAUUGUUAUUGUUUUCGUUAUCACCACGGCUCUUUACGGCUACUCAUUGAAACUCGAAAUUAUUGCUCUUCCACUGGUUCUGCAAUUCUUUAUUGCAUAUACGGCUACUGCGGUCUUCUCUUCCAACAGCGCCUUGGUCAUCGACCUUUAUCCUGGUAAAUCGGCAAGCGCUACCGCUGUAAACAACCUCAUUAGAUGCUUGCUGGGAGCAGCUGGUGUGGCUGUAGUGCAGCCGAUUGUUGAUGCAUUAGGCUCUGGGGUAACAUUUUUGAUAUUCGCUGGAAUAACUUUCGCGUGCAGUCCAUUGUUGAUGUUAGAGUGGUAUCACGGAGGAAGAUGGAGGAAGGAAAGAGCAGAAAAGUUGAAGAAAAAGGAAGAAGCCAAACGCGCAACAGACUUAGAAGGAUGA